Molecule: messenger RNA, 1248 nt
Organism: Colletotrichum truncatum
Lineage: Eukaryota; Fungi; Ascomycota; Sordariomycetes; Glomerellales; Glomerellaceae
Product: lipase serine
Cellular component (GO): lipid droplet
Molecular function (GO): phosphatidylcholine lysophospholipase A1 activity
Source: RefSeq, a predicted model, not a curated record
AUGGCCCAGAUUGCAAAAAGCUUACGCGCAAAACAUUCGGCCAACAAGCUGUACUUGCUGUUAGCGAAACGCAACAGCGGCUCUUUUACGUAUGAUGGUAUCGAGCGCGGCGGCGAGCGUGUGUGCGCAGAAAUUGAGGAGGAGCUGCGACUGAUUGAGGAAAAGGGUGGCAAGAUCACGAAGCUUAGCAUCGUCGGGUACUCCCUCGGCGGCCUUGUUUCCCGCUAUGCCGUUGGUCUGCUCCAUUCCAAGGGCAUUCUCGACACCGUGGAAUGCAUGAACUUUGUAACGUUUGCUUCUCCACACCUCGGUGUUCGCACACCGCUCCGCGGAUGGCACAACCACCUAUGGAACGUUCUUGGAGCACGCACUCUCUCCAUGUCUGGUCGUCAACUUUUCACUAUUGACAAUUUCCGCGACACGGGCCGCCCUCUCCUCGCCGUUCUAGCCGACCCCAACUCCAUUUUCCUUGCCGGGCUGAAGCGUUUCAAGCGCCGCACCCUCUACACUAAUAUUGUUAACGACAAGAGCGCCGUGCAUUACACGACUGGUAUCACCAAAACGGACCCAUACACGAACCUGGAUAACCUAAAGGUGAACUACCUCCAAGGCUACGAAGAUGUCAUCCUCGACCCGAAGCACCCUGUAGCUCCCCGGCCUAAAGUUGACGGUCCAGCCACUUUCUCGUCCGUGGCAACCGCUGGUGUAAAAUGGAUCAAGCGCAUACCUUUGAUCGCCGCCAUCACCGUUUUUGUGCCCAUCGGCAUUGUUGCCUUUCUCUUUAACUCUGUCAUCCAGACUAUGCGCUCCUCUAAGCGCAUCCAGCUCUAUGAGAAAGGCUUGUCAGGAGUGCCAAUCGAGGAGUACCGUGGGCCCUUGUGGAUGAAGGAGAUUCGGGAGGAGGUCGAGCAUGUCUACGAGACACUCAACAGCUCACAGGACCAGGAAUACCUCGGCACAGAGACGGACGACGACGACUUGGACGCUCAGGAGAUGGACCGCAGCACAACACAGCUUCUGGCCCGGGAGCGGCGCAUGUCGAUCCCCUCGCAGCCCACACUCGCACUUGCGCCUUACCAGUUCCAGAUGAUUCAGAAUCUCGACUCGGUUGGUUGGAAUAAGUAUCAUGUGUGGAUUCACAAGGACCGGCACAGCCAUGCUGCUAUAAUUGUGCGGUGGGAGAAAAAGUCGUUCGGCGAAGGACGGGUUGUGUUGCGUCACUGGCUGGACGAGGAGUUUGUCAUUUAA